AUGCCCAGGUCUUUCCUCGUGGAUUCCUUGAUUUUAAGGGAGGCCAACGACAAGGGAAACGAAAACAACCCACCCGUAUUCCCCUACGCCAUGCACUCGUCUCACCCUCACGCGCUGCAGGGCUCCUGCCACUCCAGGAAAGCGGGGCUGCUCUGCUUCUGUCCGCUGUGCGUGACCGCCUCUCAGCUGCACCCGUCCCCGCCGGCCUUGCCCCUCCUGAAGGCUUCCUUCCCCGCCUUCGGAUCACAGUAUUGCCACUCCGCCUUAUCGAGGCAGCACGCCUCCUCCAACGGCGUUAACCUCAGCCACGCUCCGGGGAUUUACCAAGCCGCGUAUUCAGUCCCGGACCCGCGGCAGUUCCACUGCAUCUCCAUCGAGAACAACAGCGGCAAACUUCAGAGCAGCAAGCGCAUGCGCACGGCCUUCACCAGCACGCAACUUCUGGAGCUGGAGAGAGAGUUCACCUCCAACAUGUACCUGUCCAGACUGAGACGCAUCGAGAUCGCCACGUAUCUGAACUUGUCCGAGAAACAAGUGAAAAUCUGGUUCCAGAAUCGCAGGGUGAAGCACAAAAAGGAGGGCAAGAGCAGCGGGCACAGGACUGGCGCGCACAGCUGCAAGUGCUCCUCGGUGUCGUCGGCGAGGUGCUCGGAGGAGGAGGACGACAUCCCGGUAUCUCCCUCGUCGUCCGACAAAGAGGACGUGGACCUCUCCGUCUCCCCUUGA
Messenger RNA from Lampris incognitus (smalleye Pacific opah), 726 nucleotides. RefSeq names its product GS homeobox 1 (gene gsx1). Gene Ontology annotation, molecular function: sequence-specific double-stranded DNA binding; DNA-binding transcription factor activity, RNA polymerase II-specific. NCBI's taxonomy places the organism in Eukaryota, Metazoa, Chordata, Actinopteri, Lampriformes, Lampridae. The transcript has 2 exons. Gene Ontology annotation, biological process: regulation of DNA-templated transcription. Bases 1 to 726 code for a protein of 241 amino acids. The record is from RefSeq and is a predicted model, not a curated record. Gene Ontology annotation, cellular component: nucleus.